AUGGGCGCCGUUGCUAAGCAAUCAGUGAACAACAUGGGGCCACGACUGCGGACCUGCGGCACAGUGCUGCUUGCAAUGAUGGGGCUCUUCAUAUGCUUUAUGCUGCCUGGCACCCAGGCGCAGCAGUCUUCCAUCACCAACUGCAUCAACGAUCCCGCCAAGGAGACCGGCUGCGAGCUGGCCAUCACGCGAAACCUGGUGCUGAACGUCAUCGCAGACGUGGCGGCAGCCAAGGAUCCCUUUGAGGUCUAUACGAAACUCAACAACAAGGACCCGCGAUAUGUGUUCAACGGCUUCUACACGUUUGUGUACGAUAGCAAGGGCAUUCGCGUGGCUCACGUGAACACCUCGAGCCUUGGCUUGGAGUUGCAGGACUCCAAUGACGACAUUGGAGUGCCAACGUACCCCAACUUCGCUGAGAACGUCCGCGCGAUUGCCAGAGCCGGGGGGGGCACCACAGAGUAUCUCUUCACGGGUGCGGGGGGUCGGCUCGGGCUGAAGAAGUCUUACAUUGGGCCGGAACUGCCAAAUGGGUAUUCCGUAGGAGCGGGGUACACCGAGAUCUCUUCGUGCCUCUACACCAACUACACUUUUUGCAGCCCGGUGGCAGCCUACGCGCUCUCCACCAACCUGGCGACCGGCCUGGAGUAUGCGCCUAAUCCGCAGACACUGAUUGACGCAGUCAACAGGCAGGUUUACCCCGGGACCAUACCGGGCGGCUUCUACACCCAGAUCUACGACGGUAACCCCGCCACUGGCUACGUUUGCAUGGCGCACGGGGCCGUCAUCGAAAAGGCGGGGAAGACCCCCCAGGAAAGCGAGGCUCCUGAUGUUGCGGCCGCGCUGACCAGUGCUUUCGAGCAAGGAAUCGCCCAGUACGUCGGUUACCUCCUUAAUGGACGGGUCAAGUACACGUGGCUCCAGCCUGUGGAGUCAGUAGUCACGGGCCGGAAGUACUUCGUUCUUGCGGGGUACUUGACCGACUCUUCCCCGGUACGGAAUGCGGACGACAGCCUGAGCCUCCCCGCGUGUCACUCGGACCCCGUCAAGGAAACCGGCUGCGAGUAUGCAGCCAUGGUGAACCUAGUGAACCUGGUUGUUGCUGACGUCAACGCAGCGAGCGACCCCCGAAAGGUGUACGAGGCCAUCAACAGCAACGACCCCCGGUAUCAGGCGAACGGCUUCUACCCCCUCGUCCUGGACGUAAACUUCCACCGGGUCGCUUACCCGAACGCGACCGGGAUUGGCAACUCCGCCACCAAGGGCCUGUCGGCCGCGCGCAUCCCGGUGUACACAAACUUCCGCGAAGUGACGCUGGAGCUCGGGAAAUCCGGGGGGGGCACUUACGAGUACAUCUUCGUGGGCAAGACGGACCUGGGGCUCAAGAGGUCCAUCGCCAAGGCGCUAACGUCGUCAUCUCGUUUCUGCACCCCGGUCGUGGCCUACACGCUGGCCAGCAACUUCGGCCGCAUCCUCCGGUAUGCGGGGACGGUCCAGCCGCUGCUGGACGCCGCCAACCAGGAGGUGUACCCCGGGCGCACCCUGGGGGGCUUCUACGUCACUGUCUACGACGCCGACCCGGCUACCGGGUUCCGCUGCCUGGCGCACGGCGACGUCUUUGCCAAGGCGGGGAAGACCCCCCUGGAAAGCGAGACGCCAGAUGUGGCGGCCGCAUUGUUGACCGCCUUUGCCGAAGGCGCCCCCAAGUAUAUUUACUAUGUGCUCAAUGGUGCCAACAAGUACACGUGGCUCGAGCCAGUACAGCAACCAGCCACCGGGAAAAAGUUCUUUAUCCUCUCGGGUUACCUGACCGGCCCGUCCUUUUGA
Molecule: messenger RNA, 1827 nt
Organism: Klebsormidium nitens
Lineage: Eukaryota; Viridiplantae; Streptophyta; Klebsormidiophyceae; Klebsormidiales; Klebsormidiaceae
Source: the annotation of a GenBank genome assembly